AUACAGUAGUUUAAACUUGUGAUGAUACUGGAUAGCAAGAUCAACAGAUCGUAAGACAGAGGUACAAAGUUUCACUUGCCGUUAUGCAUUAACCAUGGAGGAAUUCUUUUCCCAUGUCCUUAAGUAUGUGUGCAUAAGACUAGUGUCUUAGUAGGUUUUCCACUGUGAAUGGACGUUGGCUUGAACGGUUUGCUUGCAGAACCUUAAAAUAACAUUUUCUAUCAGAAAAAAUGCCGUUUAUACAGAUGGUUCGUCAAUUAUCUUCGGAUAUGAAACCCAAGUGUGAAACGUUUCUAAACGAAUCAAAGGAACUUUUAAGAAUAGGAUGGAUUUUGAGUAUUUUUAUGCUACUGGAGUACAUGCUAACAAGUACAAGUGUCAUAUUUUGUGGACAAAUUGGAAACACUGAAAUGGCUGCAGCGGGGCUUGCUCAAUCGAUAAUAUCUAUUUUUUGCUUUAUGCCUGGAUAUGGUAUGGUGACUGUGUGUAACACUUACUUUUCUGCCGGAUUUGCCUCCAAAGACGACAGCAGACAAGGAAUCAUCCUGCAGAAAGCGCUGUUACUCUCAUGUAUUGUGACGUUGCCAUGCUGGGGUAUACUCAUAAACACCGAGGGCAUGCUCCGCCUACUUCACCAAAAGGAAGAUAUUUCAAUGCAAGUGCACUCUCGUGUUAUAUAAUUAAAUACGCUCGUAAAACUGAAGAAAUUAAGCCGGGCACUCACUGCGCCCGACGGUCGUCGCCCGACGCGAU
Molecule: messenger RNA, 753 nt
Organism: Anneissia japonica
Lineage: Eukaryota; Metazoa; Echinodermata; Crinoidea; Comatulida; Comatulidae
Product: multidrug and toxin extrusion protein 1-like
Exons: 4
Coding region: 231-680 (149 amino acids)
Biological process (GO): transmembrane transport
Cellular component (GO): membrane
Molecular function (GO): xenobiotic transmembrane transporter activity; antiporter activity
Source: RefSeq, a predicted model, not a curated record